AUGGCCGCCGCUGUGGAUGAAGUCGAGUCAAAAGCGGAAUUGGCCAUUCCAUUUGAUGCUCCCAUAAAGGCUCGCAAUCGAAAAACGUAUGCCUCUUUUGGCGAAGACGGUCUCACGGCAACGGCAAAUGCUCAUGGACAUCUGAUUCAGAUUACGCGAUAUUUCGGAAACGAACCAUCAGGAUUUAUUUGUGUUGACCUUCCAAAAGCGCCUGAACCUUUUCGUGUUGCAAAACGCAUGAAGGAGCUUCAAAGAUCUUGUGAAGACUCUCAAAAAGGAAUGAGGCUUAAAUUGCCAGAACGACCUACCAGUGAGAGCCCAGAACUUGAUGAUGCUUUUAAAUGGGGAGUCAGAGAAGAUGAACCAAAGCUUCGGUUCUACCAAGAUCGAUGGCCUUCUUUCGUUCCACGAAAUCCAUGGUUAGAUUCCGAAAUUCAAUACUUCAUUUCCGGGAAGACCGUGUAUCAAAUAUACACAUUCAGCUCUGUUGAAGGGAUUGAGAAUGAUUUUCCCAAAAAAUUUCCGCCAUUGAUAAUCAGUGCCAAUUUAUUCCUCCGACAUCUUGAUUUUGUAACAAAAGAGAAGUCGGGGACCACUUGGAACGGUCAUUCUCUUGAUCAACGCAAUGCAGAGCGUCACUAUGCCCAUAGUACAACUGCCGACGCAAAAACCAUUUUUGUUAAGCACAGAGACUGCGAAACCGGACGAGGCAAAAAUGAUGCCAUUUUAUUUAUAUCGCCAUAUAUAGACGACCGCUCUCAAUCAGUUGGCCCCAUUGAACACAGUCCCGACUAUCAAAUACAUCCAGACGACAAAGCACUGGCGGACUUGGUCAAUAAUAAGCGAGUGAAAAUUACAUUGGCUUAUACUCUGGAGUUGGUUUCUCCAACUGAUGAUAUCAGUAACUCGCUCUCUGAGGGUGCUCUGCCACCCUUGCAACCCAAAGACUAUACAUAUGAGCCGCCGGUUUUCGCCAGUGAUCCGCAUCUCAAUUUUACGUUAAGAAGGAAUUUAGAACAUAUCCUAUCCGUUUGCAGCAUCCCCAUACGCGCGCGCGAUGAAUCCAAGGCUGAGAUUAUACCAAUCGCUUUGACAUGUGGAGAUAUAUCUGGUCAUAGAGUCACCAAGGAAGCAAGCUUCUACGCGUUUCAAUAUCUGCUCAAAGCUUUUGAACAUUUUGAUAACUCUGACCUCAAAGAUAUCGGAGGACGGCGCCUGGACAGCCAUCCAUUGGAAUUGGGGCAUGAAAUUUGCGAAAAUCCCAAUUGUCAAAUGAGGUUUCGCAUUUGGAAGACAUGCCUAGGGCACUUGGCCUGGAUAUACAAUCACAUGAACAAGGGGUAUACGAUGGACAACAUGACUGGAGACGGAACUACCGGGGAAGCCAAGGCGAAGAAGGGCUUGGUUAGCCCUCACUACUGGGCCAGCGGUCAAGUAAUAGACUGGAAAAAAUAUCCCUGGAAAUUUUUUGAUAAAGAAAUUACUGAUGCGCCUAUGCAAAUUAUCAAAUUUGGGGAAUUUUGUCGGAUAACUGGAAGUGAUGAUAUACUUCGAGAAAUUCCCGGUGGUCUUCGGAAUAUCGCCAAGCACUGGGUCAAAAGUCUUCAUGAGCGAAACAAGGGCGGCUCAUAUGCAUUCCCACGCAUUAAAGAAGAAGAGACGGGGAAAUUCUAUCUCGCCGAUCAUGCCCUCAUCUGGUGGGCUUCAAAGUCGCUGGAAGAGCUCGGUCUUGACUCGGAACUUGAAGUUGCAUCUGGCCAGCGCAUGGUGAAAUAUUCGUCCGACGAGAUUAAAACCAACUUUAUCAAGAGAUUUACAAUGGAAAAUCCUGCCUUGAAAACGCGCAUGAUUGCAAUCUCACGCAGCUCCGCCGAGACUAGAUUCUCUCUUCUAAUGAGAGAGACUGUCCUUUUUUAUGCCAUGGAUCUCGGCUUGUUCGACGUUGAGGCAAACGAAGGAAGCAACUCCACAGAUUCGCUUACGGGGAGCUCCAGCUUUUAUGCCAACACCAACAAUGCGAACGGAACGUCGAAUGAGACAAACGAAACUUUGGUUGACAGUUGGGAAAAUGUAAUUGAGGAGUGGACAAAUACAGUGGAUUACCAAACACAGUUGGAGGAUCAGAACGAUGCUCAUUGGAAUCAUCCACUUCAGUUUGCUCUUUCAAUAAUCAUGUCUGCCAAUCACAAAAGCACGAAUUCAAGGCUUGCAGCCUGGAUGUUUAAGCAUUCCAGGUCAAUUCUUCUUACCAGCUCCUCUCCCAAUGGGCUUUUCCCAGGACAACUGGACGUAUAUAAGAGACCCGUUCUCUUUGACAGGGAACCAUUGCGUGACGGUUAUUGGCAGGCCACUUUCGAAGUGCCAUUCAUUCUUUGGAAAUAUCUCAUUCCUCCACCAUCAGUCAAAGGAUCGUCUUUUAGCCUAUCUGGUUCAGUCUCUUCUGAUGCCAGAGGAUUGGAGAAUAUCAUGAAACUCCUGCCUGGCAUGAAUAGUAGCGGGAUACCAAACAAUGUGAUCGACCAGGGGAAAGUGGUAACACUUUCAGAUGAAUGGCUUUACAAUGAACUCGAUUGCUUUAGGAAGAAAAUCGACUUGUCGAAAGAAAAUAUGACGAAACUUUCAAGGAAGUACAUAAAAAAUACCCGUAUGGCCGAUAUGAUCGUCAUAAGAAGGGUGGCUCAAAAGAUUCAAGACGCAGUCGCUCAAAACACAACUGCUGAUAACACAGCACCUCAAGGCACGACACUUCAAGGCACGACACUUCAAGGCACCCAAGAGGACAUCUUGGGGUAUAUUAUAGAUGUACCGCGAAAAUCGGACAAAAGGCAAGACACGCCUAAACGAGUCGAAAUCAAAUCGGCUCAGUCCCUCAAUAAAACUAUUUCUCGCAAGCGCACGACGAAGAAUGCAAAAAAAAGACUUCUUCACUUUCACCGGGCAACUGAUAAAACAGCCCUAAUUUGUUAUAUUUCCGCGAUUGAACACCCAGACAUCUCUGCUUUCUUCGAUAAGCACAUGACAUAUGACAAACACUUUCACGAAGAAACAAACGCAGUGCUUAAUCUAUGGGUUACUGAACUUCAUUUAUCAUUUUAUCAGACUAUUUCCCAGGAGAUUUCUCCUGAUAUGGCCUGCAUCCCUAGGUUCGAGUGUUACAGCUUCCCACGACGUAAAAAUGAGGAAGCGGGUAAUCGCAAACUGAUAAGCAGAGCUGUGAUGAGUUUUAGAUUUGACGGGGACUUUUUCGAUCGUCACUGGACCUGCCACUUUUUCGAGUUCAACCCAUACCGGAUACAUGGCAAUGAAAUAGCCGACGUAACAAAAGAAAAGAUUACAGGGUCUUUGAAAGCAAACCCUUGGAAGCAGAGACGGGUUUUGGAGCUCGUCUUGUUCGGUAAAAUACUACAAGAAAUGGUCACAUGCUCACAGGACCUUUUGGAUGAGAUUAAAACACGGAUUCUCGAGAGCUUCAAGAAAAGACCCAAGAAAGAAGCCAAGAACUCCAGGCUAUCGUCAACAUUCCUGGAUUCAAUUGAUUUGUUUGACGAUAUCACGAGCAACGUAUUUAUAUCAAACAACAAGGCAUGGAACAUAUUUCAAUAUAUACUGCAAGUGGUGGAAGAAGAUCUUUGCGAUAAUUUAACUAAAAUUGAGCUUUGGACGAAACGAGAAGAGCGGCCAGAGCACAAUAAGCCCCGAUGGACACUCAACGACGAACGAAAUUACCGGGGUGCCAUAUAUAGGCUACAGAAGUCAAACGACCUUCUAGUGCAACAGCUCAGACUAUGUUAUACCAGAGCUAGAUCUUUCAAUGCCUCACUAACGAAGAGACUGGACUCUACGCGCGGCGAAUGGGAAGUUGGGAGUAAUGAUGACAUCCGCCUUUUCACAUAUGUGACGGUCGUUUUUCUCCCCAUCAGCUUUGCUACAGGCGUCUUUAGCAUGAGUAGCGCUCCGACAAAGGAGACACUUAAUAGCAUGAUUACAACCGCUGGCCUUGCACUCUUAGUUACUGCUAUGACAUUGCUGAACGCCAAGGUUUUGGACAGGAAGAUUGUCAAGCCUUUCCUUGCCAAAUUUCGCCCAAUAUCUGAGGCAACAACGCAGCUGGUUUUGCGCAGUCCUCUUUAUGUAUUUGGACUGUUAUACCGUUUAGCCCACCUAUCUUUGAUUUCUCUUGUCUCAUUUUUGCCCGAAAAAUGGAUUUAUUUGCUGCAUCGCUAUUUGAUCUCGCCGACAGAAGAAUCAUCGUCUACGCCAUACAACGUCGCAUACCAAACCAAGUCUUUUCUCGAUAAAGGAAUUGAAGAAAAGGUUCAGAAGAUUACAGAGAAGAUAGCUGGAGGAAAACUGGCGGAAGAAAUAAAACCGGCACAAAGAAAAGAGGCGGACCAGAUGAAAUUGGCGCAAAGAAAACAGGCAGAAGAAAUGAAGCUGGCGCAAAAAAGAGAGGCAGUGGAGAUGAAAGUUGCGCAAAAGAAACAGACAGAAGAAUUGAAACUGGCUCAAAAAAGAGAGGCCGAGGAAAUGAAAUCGGUGCAAAGACAACAGGCGCAAGAAGGAAGAAGAAGGAAGAGGAGAUGGUAUGAGGGGGUUGGUUCAGUCCCUCCAGAGAGCAGCAUGGCUUAG
Trichoderma aggressivum f. europaeum is the source of this 4629-nucleotide messenger RNA. RefSeq lists its product as uncharacterized. Bases 1 to 4629 code for a protein of 1542 amino acids. The transcript is spliced from 3 exons. Lineage: Eukaryota; Fungi; Ascomycota; Sordariomycetes; Hypocreales; Hypocreaceae. The record is from RefSeq and is a predicted model, not a curated record.